This is a messenger RNA of Glarea lozoyensis ATCC 20868, 612 nucleotides long. RefSeq lists its product as uncharacterized. The record is from RefSeq and is a predicted model, not a curated record. NCBI's taxonomy places the organism in Eukaryota, Fungi, Ascomycota, Leotiomycetes, Helotiales, Helotiaceae. The transcript has 3 exons. The coding region runs from base 1 to 612 and encodes 203 amino acids.
AUGGACGACUAUACUGAUGGUUACGGUGAAGACCCUGACUACCAGUGGGAGGAGCACGGCGACAGAGAACAUCGCGUAUAUGGAGCAGAGAAAAGGGAAGAUUCAGAAGCACGACGCGAAGAACAUGAAAGGCAAACAGCAAAGGCAAGAAAGGGCCGGAAGGACGGGAAAACCAGGCAAAAGAAGGCAAUAACUGGGACUGCUGAGAAGUUUCGGGCACGAGACAAGCUAGAAAAUCCCCAAGAAGCUGCCAAUACCGAAUAUUCAUUACAUUAUAGACAAUCCCAAAAUGGACCAGAUACCAGCUACCAUUCCUCCGCUUCAGAACCCCGACACCAUAUUACUGCCGACAUAUACAGACAACAAGAAGGUUUGCAAACACGUCAAACGUUUCAUCACAUCGGAAAUGAUUUGAUGCAAGUUCCGCUUGAUGGGGGAUCACAUUUGCAGCAAUAUCAAGCUUUCCCACCUGUAGCCACGUUCAAUCCCAAUGGCGCAGGCACUAUCCACUAUCAGCAGAUGCGAGACGAAAACGAUCAAAUUAUAGACAAUGGGUUAGCUGUGGUUACCGGUGUAGAUGAAGUAGAAUGGAAAGGCAAAUAUCUUUAUUGA